Molecule: messenger RNA, 1791 nt
Organism: Solanum pennellii
Lineage: Eukaryota; Viridiplantae; Streptophyta; Magnoliopsida; Solanales; Solanaceae
Exons: 6
Coding region: 1-1791 (596 amino acids)
Biological process (GO): DNA integration
Molecular function (GO): nucleic acid binding
Source: RefSeq, a predicted model, not a curated record
AUGGAAGUGGAAGUUGUUACUGAAGAUGACUUAAGAGUACCUAUAGAAGCGAGGAUAGUUGUUCUAACAUUAGCUGUUGUGUUGAUGAACUUUGAUGCGGAUUUCAGAUAUGAUUAUGGAGAAACUGUAAAUGCUUUAAAGGGUAUGAGAGCUCAUUCUAAUGCUUCCAUGAAAUUAGACCAGGAUUUAAAAAACCAACCAGAUCCUCCUGCUAAGCCCUCCAUCAAGGAACCACCAGUUUGGGAGCUGAAACAGUUGCCCAGUCACCUCAGGUUAGUAUUUUUGGGUACUAACAACACUAUACUUGUGAUAUUGGCUGCAGAUUUAAAUGAAGGACAAGCACAGAAGGAAGAUGAACAUAUGGACCUUGAGGGACCAUUUCCCUAUGCCAUUUAUGGAUCAAAUAUUGGACAGAUAUCCAUUGCUCCUGAAGAUCAGGAAAAGACUACAUUUACAUGUACCUACAACACCUCUGCAUUUAAACGCAUGCCAUUUGGAUUAUGUAAUGCACCAGCUACAUUUCAAAGGGCAGUGCAGAGACGUGAGGAAGCCAACUUGGUGCUGAACUGGGAUGAAUGCCACUACAUUGUUAAAGAGGGCAUAGUUCUUGGACAUAAAGUAUGCUAUAGGCAUUUCAUCAAGGACUUCUCCGAAGUUGCACACCCCGUGUGUCAGCUUUUGGAGAAGGAGGUGAAAUGUGUCUUUGAUGACGCCUACCUAAAAGCCUUCAAAAUCCUAAAAGAGAAACUGAUCUCAACACCUAUAAUCAUUGGUCCAAACUGGGCAGAACCAUUUGAAGUGAUGCAUAAUGCCAGUGGAACUACAUUAGGUGUUGUAUUCUGUCAGAAGCGCAACAAGAUGUUCCAUCCGAUUUACUUUGCUAGUAAGUCCUUGAGUGGAGCACAACGAAAUUACAUGGUCACUGAACAGGAAUUGUUGGCUGUAGUGUAUGCAUUUAAGAAAUUCAGAGCUUAUUUGCUAGGCACCAAAGUAAUAGUUUACAAAAAUCAUGCUGCUCUGAGGUAUCUCAUGUCUAAGAAGGAUGUCAAACCAAGGUUAAUCAGAUGGGUGUUACUAGUUCAAGAAUUUGAUAUUGAAGUAAAAGAUAGAAGAUGUUGUGAAAAUCAGGAUGAGCCUUAUUUAUACAGAGUAUGUGUUGAUAACAUCAUCAGGGAAUGUGUUCCACAAGCUGAAAUGUUAUCUAUUCUGCAAGCUUUUCAUUCCUCUUCUGUAGGUGGGCACCAUGGUGGAGCUCGAAUAACUCACAAGAUAUUUCAAUGUGGGUAUUAUUGGCCAACUAUUCACCAGGAUGCAUCUAUGUUGGUACAAUGUUGUGAUGUAUGCCAAAGGCAAGGAGCCAUAACAAGGCAUCAUGAGUUACCUAUGACACCCAUUUUGGAGGUAGAGAUUUUUGAUGUGUGGGAAAUUGAUUUCAUGGUCCCCUUUGUAAGUUCAUAUGGACAUAAGUAUAUUGUGGUAGCAGCGGACUAUGUAUCCAAAUGGGUAGAAGCUAUAGCAUUACUUGAGGAUGAUGGCAAGAGUGUUGCAACAUUCCUAAAGAAGAACAUUUUUGUAAGAUUUGGGACACCUAGAGCUAUUCCUAACGAUGGUGGAUCUCAUUUUUGCAACAAAGCAUUCAGCGCACUUUUAACCAAGUAUGGGGUGAAACGACAUAAGGUAGCUACACCAUAUCACCCACAAACCAGUGGCCAAGUGAAAGUGUCUAACAGAGAAAUCAAGACAAUUUUGGCUAAAUCAGUAAAUGCUUGUAAGAUCCCAAAAAUGACUUAG